CCCUUGUCGCGCGCUCGGGGUGCCGCUCGCUCCUCCCGAUUCCCGCCUCGGUCGCCGCUGCUCCUCCUCUCCCAGGCGUCGCGGCGGCCGCUGCCUCUGCGGGCUGUAUGAGAAGGAGGAGGAGGAGGAGGAGGAGGAUGUGAAGAUGGCGGAGCUGCAGAUGCUGCUGGAAGAGGAAAUCCCGGGGGGCCGCCGGGCCCUCUUCGACAGCUACACGAAUCUGGAGCGGGUGGCCGACUACUGCGAGAACAACUACAUCCAGUCAUCAGAUAAACAGCGAGCCCUAGAAGAAACCAAAGCCUACACCACCCAAUCCUUAGCAAGUGUUGCAUAUCUGAUAAACACCUUGGCCAACAAUGUCCUACAGAUGCUGGAUAUCCAGGCAUCCCAGUUACGGAGGAUGGAAUCUUCAAUCAACCAUAUUUCACAAACAGUUGACAUUCACAAAGAGAAGGUUGCAAGGAGAGAAAUCGGCAUUCUGACUACCAAUAAAAACACUUCAAGAACCCAUAAGAUUAUUGCUCCAGCCAACCUUGAGCGACCAGUUCGUUAUAUUCGAAAACCUAUUGACUACACAAUUUUAGAUGACAUUGGACAUGGAGUAAAGUGGUUGCUUAGAUUUAAGGUGAGCACCCAGAACAUGAAGCUGGGCGGGCUGCCACGUACCACACCCCCAACUCAGAAGCCCCCAAGUCCUCCUGUGUCAGGGAAGGGGACACUGGGGCGGCAUUCCCCCUACCGCACACUGGAGCCAGUGCGCCCUCCAGUGGUACCAAAUGAUUACGUACCUAGCCCAACCCGUAACAUGGCUCCCUCGCAGCAGGGCCCUGUGAGGACGGCUUCUGUGAGUCAAAGAAAUCGAACCUACAGCAGCAGCGGGAGUAGUGGAGGGAGCCACCCAAGCAGUCGGAGCAGCAGCCGGGAGAACAGCGGCAGCGGGAGUGUGGGGGUUCCUAUUGCUGUUCCCACGCCAUCGCCGCCCAGCGUCUUCCCAGCCCCUGCUGGCUCUGCCAGCACUCCUCCCCUUCCUGCUACUUCUGCCUCUGUCCCCACCCCUCUUGUUCCUGCUACUGUCCCCUCCUCCACUGCCCCAGACGCUGCUGCUGGGGGUGCACAGACCCUUGCUGAUGGCUUCACUUCUCCACCUCCCCCUGUUAUUUCUUCCAAUCCCCCCACAGGUCAUCCUGUUCAGUUCUACAGCAUGAAUAGGCCUGCCUCUCGCCAUACGCCACCCACAAUCGGGGGCUCAUUGCCCUAUCGACGCCCUCCUUCCAUAACGUCACAAGCAAGCCUUCAGAAUCAGAUGAAUGGAGGUCCUUUUUAUAACCAGAAUCCAGUAUCUCUUGCUCCUCCUCCUCCUUCCAUCCUACAGGUAACUCCUCAGUUACCUUUAAUGGGAUUUGUGGCCAGAGUUCAAGAAAAUAUUUCAGAUGCACCACCUCCACCACCACCUGUGGAAGAGCCGGUCUUUGAUGAGUCCCCGCCUCCACCACCUCCUCCAGAGGACUAUGAAGAGGAGGAAGCAGCUGUGGUUGAGUACAGUGAUCCUUACGCAGAAGAGGACCCUCCGUGGGCACCAAGGUCUUACUUGGAAAAGGUUGUGGCAAUUUAUGAUUAUACAAAAGACAAGGAAGAUGAGCUGUCCUUUCAGGAAGGUGCCAUUAUCUAUGUCAUCAAGAAGAAUGACGAUGUAUUAAAAACAAAAUUAGCCACGUCUGAACACAUGGGUCUUCUUGCUGUCAUUUGUAUUAUGCUGUCUGGGUUGAAAAUGUGGCAAUCUCUCAAUCUGUGACAGGCUCAACAAUAUGAACAUUAGCUAAAACAAAUCAGACCAAGACUGACUUGAGAAAAAAAUCUGGGAUCUUUCUCAGGAAUACUGUACACCCUUGGAUUUCUCUUCCUGCAGACUCUGUGACAUUGGAUGUCCAUUGCCUCUGCUUUGGGGCUAACCUCAUGGCCUGGCGGACACUUUGCCCCUUACUUUCUUUCACUAUCUGGAGAGGAAGGAACCAGUGUUUGAAAACUAUAUUUAACUCCUUCUCGAUUGUUUUAAAAGGCUGUUUUUCUUCUUUAACACUGUACAUCUUGUGCUCUCUUAGCACUGGAGUGCGCUAGGUGAGCCGACCCUGAACUCCCUUGCGUCCUGUCCUGUUUGUAGAGCAUAAGGGUGACAAAAUGUGAAAGUCUCCAAGCAUUCCCAGGGUUGUUAACAAUCAGUUUAAUAUUUAAUGCACUGUUGCCUGAGACUGCCUUGCUGAUGGCAGCCAGUGAAGCUGGUGUGAAAUAU
Messenger RNA from Acomys russatus (golden spiny mouse), 2287 nucleotides. It is a transcript of the gene Abi2, whose product is annotated as abl interactor 2. Lineage: Eukaryota; Metazoa; Chordata; Mammalia; Rodentia; Muridae. The transcript has 13 exons. Gene Ontology annotation, molecular function: SH3 domain binding. The record is from RefSeq and is a predicted model, not a curated record. The coding region runs from base 146 to 1792 and encodes 548 amino acids. Gene Ontology annotation, cellular component: lamellipodium.